Molecule: messenger RNA, 2601 nt
Organism: Daldinia childiae
Lineage: Eukaryota; Fungi; Ascomycota; Sordariomycetes; Xylariales; Hypoxylaceae
Product: Eukaryotic translation initiation factor 3 subunit C
Exons: 2
Coding region: 1-2601 (866 amino acids)
Biological process (GO): translational initiation
Cellular component (GO): eukaryotic translation initiation factor 3 complex
Molecular function (GO): translation initiation factor activity; RNA binding; translation initiation factor binding
Source: RefSeq, a predicted model, not a curated record
AUGUCUCGAUUCUUCCGCAGCGGCGACGAUAGCUCGUCCGAGAGCAGCUCCGAAGAGGAGGAGCUCUACUCCGAGGAAGAGGAAGAAGAAGCGAAGGAGGAAGAAUCUGAAGAGGAGGACGAAGAGGAGGAUGAAGAUGAAGAUGAUUCCGAAGAGGAAUCUAGCAGCGAUGAAGAGGGUGGCAAAAAAUCCGGUGCUGCUCGUUUCUUACGUGGUGAUGAUUCCGAGAGUGAAGAAAGCGACGAUGAUGCUCCCAAAACUCUCAAGAGCGCAAAAGACAAGCAGUUUGCAGAGCUUGAAUCCACAAUUGACACCAUCGAGAAGCGUCAGAGGAUUAGUGAUUGGGGUGCCGUAUCUGUCGAAUUCGACAAGCUCAACAGACAAGCCGCCAAGAUUUCUGAGCGCGGAAGGACACCGAAGCUUUAUAUAAAGGCCAUCGUCGAACUAGAAGAUGCGAUGAACGAGACAAUUUCGAAGCAGAAGGUCACACCCAAGAAGAUGAACGCCACGAGCGCUCGUGGUCUCAAUGCCGUCAAGCAAAAGAUCAAGAAGCUUAAACAAGAUUAUCAAACCCAGGUCGAUGCGUACAGAGAGGAUCCCCUUGACUUCCUCGCUUCAGAUGAAGAGGAGGAAACACCUGUUCCGAAACCCAAGAAGGCUAAGGCAGACGUAUACGCUGACCAAGUCGAAGAAGACCAAGAGGGCUUUGCUACCGUCGGAAAGGGUGGAAAGACGCUCCUGUUCACGCCCGAGAGUAUCUUCAAGCACCUACGCGCAAUCUUGGAGUCUCGUGGUAAGAAGAAUACAGACCGGAUCGAGCAGAUCAAAAUCAUGGAGAAGCUUCUCGAAGUUGCCGCUACUCCAUACCAGCAAAUCAAGGUGCUUUUAACUAUUGUUUCCGCGAGGUUCGAUCUUGGCUCUGGUGGUACGGCAUCCAUGCCAUUGGAGCACUGGAAAUCUGCCGAGAAGGAAAUCUCAACCUUGUUCGAAGUGCUUGAGUCAAACCGGGAGUAUAUUGUGAUUGAGAACGCUGAGGAAUGGGAUGAUGACGAGAAGCCACCCACACUACAACCGGGCGAGAAGUAUAUUAAAAUCCCUGGAAGUAUUGUGUCGUAUGUUGAGCGGCUCGACGAUGAGCUCACGCGUUCAUUGCAAAAUAUUGAUCCUCACACGUCGGAAUAUAUCGAACGACUAACCGAUGAGGGCUCUCUAUACAAUGUUAUUUUCCGCGGUCUUUUGUACUACGAAACCCUCUCUAAGGACACGUCUUUGCAGACGCCACAGGACAGUCUAAACCGCAUUGUAAUGCGCAGAUUGGAGCAUGUCUAUUUCAAGCCUGCGCAGGUUGUCAAGAUCCUCGAAGAAAAUGCUUGGAAGCCGGUGCCCGCAGAUGUCGAAUCUACUAUUACCCCUAGAGGAAGCAUCUCGGAUGCUACUAAUCUCCUCAACGUCCUUUGCAAUUACUUGUUUGUUAACAGCGAGGGUAUCAUUCGAGCACGUGCGAUGCUGUGCCAGAUAUACUUCCUCGCCCUACAUGACGAGUACUACAAGGCUCGAGACAUGAUGCUCAUGUCCCACUUGCAGGAAACAAUUGGCAGUUUCGACGUCCAAACGCAGAUACUCUACAACCGAACCCUGGUGCAAGUUGGUCUGUGCGCUUUCCGUAAAGGUCUGGUCUAUGAGGCGCAGAACACGUUACAGGAAAUCUGCGGUAGCGGCCGACAGAAGGAAUUGCUGGCUCAGGGCGUUAUGAUCCAGCGUUUCGCUCAGGUCUCUCCCGAGCAGGAGAGGCUAGAAAAGCAGAGACAGCUACCCUUCCAUAUGCACAUCAACCUCGAGCUUCUGGAGUGUGUCUACCUAACUUGCAGCAUGCUCCUAGAGAUUCCGCUCCUCGCUCAAACUGGCUCCUCGCCAGAUAUUAAGAAGCGAGUUAUCAGCAAGACAUACCGACGUAUGUUAGAGUAUCAUGAGCGGCAAAUCUUCACCGGACCUCCCGAGAACACUCGUGACCACGUCAUGCAAGCAUCUCGUGCCUUGGCUGCUGGGGAAUGGAAGAAGUCGAUCAACUUCAUCCACAGCAUCAAGAUAUGGGAGUUGAUGCCAAACACGGAGGAGAUCAAGACCAUGCUGUCGAAGCAGAUCCAAGAAGAGGGUCUACGAACAUAUCUCUUCACUUAUGCUCCCUACUAUGACACUCUUGCCAUCUCCACGCUCUCUUCUAUGUUCGAGCUCGAGGACCGCAAGGUCUCGGCCAUUGUUAGCAAGAUGAUUAGCCACGAGGAGCUGGCUGCUGCACUCGACCAGGUCACAUCAACGGUCAUCUUCCGAAAGGGCGUAGAGCUAUCUCGCCUUCAGAGUUUAGCGCUCACGCUGUCGGACAAGGCGGCGCAACUCAUCGAGACCAACGAGCGCACUCUCGAGCAACGGACACAGGGUACAGCCAACGCCUUCGACAGGAGAGGCGGACAGAACCAGCGAGGUGGCCGGGGUGGGGGGCAACGAGGAGGGCGAGGCGGCCCGAGGACGGGUGGGACUGGUCAAAGACAGGCUGGUGGUACACAGUUUACAGGUGGCGUACUAAGUGGUGCAGUCCGCACUUAG